Molecule: messenger RNA, 1342 nt
Organism: Juglans regia (Persian walnut)
Lineage: Eukaryota; Viridiplantae; Streptophyta; Magnoliopsida; Fagales; Juglandaceae
Product: adenylate kinase 2, chloroplastic
Exons: 7
Coding region: 65-1024 (319 amino acids)
Biological process (GO): nucleoside triphosphate biosynthetic process
Cellular component (GO): cytoplasm
Molecular function (GO): ATP binding; nucleoside diphosphate kinase activity; AMP kinase activity
Source: RefSeq, a predicted model, not a curated record
UAAAUGUCCUAACCUUGAUGCGCGGGCGAGAGAGAGCGAGCGAGGAAGUGAUCAAAGAUUCAAAAUGGCGUGCAUCGUAAAUUUCUCGGCGAUAACGCAGCCAAAGCCUCAGCCUUGCUUUGCUUCACUCCCAGCCUCCACUUCUUCCCAUCGCUCUAACUCUCCCAAACUUCAAACUUCAUACUUGUCAUUCGCCUCAAACAAUUCACGCAUCUCCCUCCGUUACGAUAGAACCCUAGCCGUCUCUCCUCCUAGGGAAACCUUGUUGUCAAAAGCUCCUAAUUUCAUGGUGGGAUUGAUAUCGUGUUUUAGUGACCAUGAGCAGAUAGUAGCAGCUGCUAAGAAGCCAGAACCUCUCAAAAUUAUGAUAUCUGGGGCUCCAGCUUCUGGCAAAGGAACCCAAUGCGAGCUCAUCACACAAAAAUAUGGCUUGGUGCAUGUUGCUGCUGGCGAUUUACUCAGGGCAGAAGUUGCGGCUGGUAGUGAAAAUGGAAGGCGAGCAAAGCAAUUCAUGGAAAAGGGACAACUAGUCCCUGAUGAAAUUGUUGUCAUGAUGGUGAAGGAGCGUCUAUUGCGGCCAGACGCUCACAAAAAUGGCUGGCUUUUGGAUGGUUACCCAAGGAGCUCAUCACAAGCAACUGCUCUUAAAGAAUUUGGGUUUGAGCCAGAUCUUUUCAUUCUCCUAGACGUUGCUGAAGAUACUCUUGUUGAGAGAGUCGUUGGACGAAGAUUAGAUCCUGUUACUGGGAAGAUUUACCACUUGAAGUAUUCUCCGCCUGAAACUGAAGAAAUUGCUGCCAGGCUUACCCAGCGAUUUGAUGAUACUGAAGAAAAGGUAAAAUUGCGGUUGUGUACUCAUCAUCAGAAUGUUGAGGCAGUACUUUCAAUGUAUAAAGACAUUACUGUGAAGGUCAAUGGUAACCUUUCCAAGAAUGAUGUGUUUGCCAAAAUUGAUAGUGUGCUGGAUGAACUUCUUGAGCAAAGGAAGGCUGGUUCAGGAUAUUUGGAGGCAAACAAGGCAUAGAAGCAUAAUAGUCGGGCCUCACUUGGGCAGGUUUCUGUAAAAUGGCUUGUACCUUGAAGGAACUAAAUCAUAAAGGCUUUUGGAAAGGAAUAAUGCGAUGAAGCUGUUUGGAUGAAUAUUAGUGCUUUAAUAAGCACGAGGUUUUUUUUUUUUUUGUUUCUUUUCUUGGUCCAAAGAAUAUGUAAUGCUACAACAGGAGCCUCGGUCCUUGCCCAUCGAUAAGCUUUCCAUUCCAGCUCAACGAGAUAUUAUUGGAUCCAACUCUUUAUUGAAUGAUUAAGCGAGUUCUAACGAGUUAAAGCUGCUUAGCACUUUUAA